AUGGCCGACUUGACAAACCCCAUCUUGGACGCCCUGUCCAACACCGACGCUCCCAUCCUCUCCAGCGAUGCCUUCCCCUCCACCCCCUCAUUAUCCGUCAAGAGUGCCCUCGACCGCCUCGCCUCGCGACAGAUGGUCGAGUAUGACACCAUUGAACGCGAAGUCGUUGGUCUCACCGGCGAGGGUGAGCAUAUCGUCACCAAUGGCAGUCACGAAGCUAAGGUUUUCGAGGCCGUCGCCGCUGCCAUGGACGGAUUGAAGAUUACUGAGCUGCCCGGCAUUGUGGGUAAAGAUAACGCCAAGAUUGGCCAGGGUAAUGCCUUCAAGCGUGGUUGGAUCAAGAAGGAUCAGGAUAAGCUGCGGACGAACACGGAAUCCAUUGUCGACGAAACCCGCGAAUUGCUCUUGACCGUGCAGAAGACGCAGACGCUGGACAACCAGAAGACCCUGGCGGAAUUGAAGAAGCGGAAGCUGGUCGCGCUGCAAAAGGUUAUCAACUUCAAGAUCUCCAAGGGUCCCAAGUACUCUCGCGAAUUCGUCAAGGAGGAGACCGAUCUGACGGCCGAGAUGUUGGUGAACGGCUCGUGGAAGACCGCCUCGUUCAAGCCCUACAACUUCAAGGCCAAGGGUGCCCCGACCCCCUCGGGAGCCUUCCACCCGCUCAAUAAGGUGCGCCAGGAAUUCCGCAACAUCUUCUUCGAAAUGGGCUUCGAGGAGAUGCCCACGAACCGCUACGUCGAGACGGGUUUCUGGAACUUCGACGCCCUCUUCGUGCCCCAGCAACACCCCGCCCGUGACCUGCAAGACACCUUCUACAUCUCCGACCCCGUGCAAGCAGACCCCCCUCGCGAGGAUCCCCUCAACGACCCGCACCGCCCCAAGUCCGCACAGCCCGUCUCGCGCGCCUACAAGGACAACGAGAAGCCCCUCGAUUACAAGGCCUACUGGGACAACGUGCGCGAAGUGCACCAGAACGGCAAAUACGGCUCCGUCGGCUACCGCUACCCCUGGAACGCCGAUGAAUCCCUGCGUCUCGUCCUCCGCACCCACACCACCUCCAUCUCGACCUACGUGCUGCACAAGCUGGCCGCGAACCCGCGCCCCGCGCGCUUCUUCAGUAUCGACCGUGUCUUCCGCAACGAGGCCGUCGAUGCAACCCACCUGGCGGAAUUCCACCAGAUCGAGGGUGUCAUUGCAGACUUUGGCCUGACGCUGGGCGGCCUGAUUGGUUUCAUGGAGGUCUUCUUCGCGAAGAUGGGUAUCCACCAGCUGCGCUUCAAGCCUGCGUACAACCCGUACACCGAGCCGAGCAUGGAGAUUUUCGGCUACCACCAGGGUCUCGGUAAGUGGGUUGAGAUUGGAAACAGUGGAAUGUUCAGACCGGAGAUGUUAGAACCGAUGGGGCUGCCCAAGGAUAUGCGGGUUUAUGGUUGGGGGUUGAGUUUGGAGAGACCUACUAUGAUUAAGUACGGCGUGAGCAACAUCCGAGAACUUCUUGGCCACAAGGUGGACCUGGGCUUCAUCGAGAGCAACCCUGCCGUUCGGUUGGAGAAGGAUUAA
Messenger RNA from Aspergillus chevalieri, 1560 nucleotides. RefSeq names its product phenylalanine--tRNA ligase subunit alpha (gene FRS2). Gene Ontology annotation, molecular function: phenylalanine-tRNA ligase activity; tRNA binding; ATP binding. The transcript is spliced from 2 exons. NCBI's taxonomy places the organism in Eukaryota, Fungi, Ascomycota, Eurotiomycetes, Eurotiales, Aspergillaceae. Gene Ontology annotation, cellular component: cytoplasm; cytosol; phenylalanine-tRNA ligase complex. Gene Ontology annotation, biological process: phenylalanyl-tRNA aminoacylation. The coding region runs from base 1 to 1560 and encodes 519 amino acids. The record is from RefSeq and is a predicted model, not a curated record.